AGGCUAUGUUGCAGGUUUUUUUUUUUUUCUUUUCUGGCAAUUUUCUAGUUCGUAAUAAACAUUUAAACAGUUAUCCAUUGUAUUUGAUGUUGUAGGGUAUUACAAAAAAGAAAUAUAAUAAGGAAAAGUAGGUGAAAUCUUAGCGGUUAGCUACAGGUUAGCAAUGAAUCUUGUUUCUCCCACAAUGCAUUGCAUGACGUCACAUGAGGUACUCGCUUUUGGACGACAAACGAAAGCCCGCCUUAAUACCAUUGAGAGAGUGAGACGAGUAGUGAGAGUAGUAGCUAGUGAAAGAGAUCGAUAGAUUGAUAGAUAAAUAGAUAGAUACAUAGAUAGAUAUCAUAGCAUAAAUAUAUAGUCAGAGAUAGCAUAGCAUAAAAGAUAGCUUAGAGAAAGAGUAGAGAAUAAGUAGACAACAUGGUUUAUUACUGUGUUUGUGGCGGGUGCAAGAACUCCAGCAAAACUGGACAUAGGGUCCAUUGUUUCCCCAAGGACAAAGGGAUCUUCCGAGGCUGGGUGCAAUUUGUCAAGAUUAGGCGGGCAGAUUUUUCAGCUAGCUCUGUCACCGCCUACUCGAGAAUAUGCAGCGCGCAUUUCAAGGAGGAGGAUUACCACUCAGGGGAUGCCAAGAUGGUCGCACUUUCUUUAAAAAGUAUGAGGAUGGCUAAGUUAAUUCCUACCGCCGUGCCGUCUGUGAAUGCAAACCUCUCUGCUUGUCCUGUCCCGAGGUCGAGAGACACCGUCUGCCGCAAGCGAUAUAUUGCCACGAUGAUGACAGAUACCUCACAGCAGGAGACCGUGGACAGUGUAGACACUGUGGAGAGUGUCGAUACUGGCGAUCAGCCCUUGUCCUCCUCCACUUCUGACGCUGUGACACAGUGUUAUUUGAAGCCCCCCCCGAUGGUCUCGCGGUAAGUCUUGGGUAUUUUAAGUGGUAGAUAUUCUGUCUAAAUCAUUGCCAGUAUCUAUGCAAGCAGUACAUUUCCAUACACAUUGAUUAAAUUAAUACAUAGCCUACACCAAAAUAUAGCCGCUUGGAUUUGCUAUGUUUGUCACAUGUUUGGGUAUGUUUACUGCCUCUUCACAGCUGUGCAGAUUAACCUGAAGCCCAAGAUGGUCAGCAUGGGUACACAGACGUCUUUCAGCCCACAAACCUCCACUCCCCUCGCUAGUCCUGAACAGACAGAUGAUGAUGAUGAUGAUAAUGCCUCUGUCGUUAGUGACUUAUCGUGGGUGCCCGAAGAGCCGAUGCAUGAGGAGGACUUGUUUGAUGAGGAGCCACCUUACGCGUGUGACCCCCACCACAAUGGCAUUGACAAAUUCAUUGUUUGCCAAGAGGAGCUGAUGGGCCUUUUUGCCAUCUGUCCGGCCUGUUGUGAGAGGUCAGAUAGUAGCAUCGUGCAGCAGGAAGGAACUUUUGUUAAGAUCAAGCAGGUCUGUGCAUCAUGUGGCUACCACCGUUUCUGGCAAAACCAACCAAUGCUCCACAGGAACAUGCCGACCUGCAACCUCCUGUUAAGUGGGGCCAUUCAUUUCACUGGAUGUUUGGCCACCCAGACAUUAAGAAUGUUGACUCUGUUUGGCCUGCAGUGCAUCAGUGCGAGCAGUUUCUUUCGCCAUCAGCGCCGCUACACUAUCCCUGUAAUCGUUCAGGCCUGGCAAAAUGAUCAAGCAAAGAAUUUUAGUGACCUACGGGCAAUGGAUGGUGGGCUAGUUCUUGCUGGUGACUGCAGGUCAGAUUCUCCUGGGCACUGCGCGAAGUAUGGAUCCUACUCUCUGAUAGAGGACAGAGUGAACAAGGUGGUGGAUGUUCAGCUUGUUCAGAGCUCAGAGGUCCCCAACAGCUCAUGGUGUGAGCUUGAAGGGCUCAAGCGCAGUGUUGACCUGCUGAGGGGAAAGGACCUGCAUUUGGCAACGCUGAUCACGGACCGUCAUCGCCAGGUUGCCAAAUGGGUGAGAGAGGAGCUGAGCCCUGAAGGGACACGGCAUUAUUUUGAUGUGUGGCACAUUGCCAAAAGUCUGGGGAAGGCAUUGGAUGCAGCUUCAAAAGAGUGUGACCAACUACAGUUGUGGAGGCCUGCUAUAGUGAAUCACCUCUAUUGGACUGCAGCCUCAACCCCAGAUGGCAACCCAGCAGUCAUGGAGGCCAAAUGGAGAAGUUUAGUCAACCACAUCCAGGACAUUCAUGACCAUGACACCCCUGCCUUCUCCAGUUGUGCCCAUGGCCCUCUAGACGGGGAUCAGCGCAACAAAGAGUGGUUGGACCCAGGCUCAUUGGCAGCAGUAAAGUUGGAGAACAUAAUCAUGAGGACUGCCUUACUGAAGGAUGUUCGACAGCUGUCUCCACAGCACCAGACCUUCUCCCUUGAGGCUUACCACUCCCUCAUCUUGCACUUCGCGCCCAAGCACACAGGGUUUUCAUACCUUGGGAUGUAUAGCAGGCUUCUCUUAGCGGCGCUGCAUUAUAAUCACAAUGCCAACCGUGAGACAGCACGGAGAAGUGAUGGGACGGAGAAGUACUGCGUGCGGUAUCCGCGCUUCAGAAAAGGUGCCCAUGUGGUGCUUCCCAUCAAAGAGGCAGCCUCAUACGGUUAUGCAACAUCAUUAAUGAAGGCCCUUCGGGAAAGCUACACUAAUUCACCUGCAGCUCGUCGAGAGGUUAGCGACAAUUUAUCCUCCGAUGCAACUGCCCCCAUCGCCAAAUCCUUCGAACAGGUUCCGAAGGAGGAGGCCGUCAGCCUCUACCUAGCCCGGCAGUCACGUUACAAAAAAACCUAAUUUCACAUUAUUAUUUUUUUUCCACAGACAAGUCCAAUGAUUUAGUUGUAAGUAUUUAUUUUAGUUAGUUAUCUUCUUUCCCUCUGUCCAUGUCAUCUAAUUUGGUGGUGGUUUCCUGCAUGCUGCAUGGUUUGUUUUUUCUUUGUGUGCUGUUGCUUUGGUUUUACUUUGCACAAAAUUAUUACUUUUUUCCAUCUUUGUAAGUGGCAAUAAUUGUCGCUGUACCCCAUUCAAGGGGUCCUGCAUGCCGCAUGUCUGCUCCUCUGCCUGUUAUUUGCAUGAAAUUUGUUGUAUGUAAUUCAAAAUAAUUUACCAAUCAUUUUACCUGUGCCUUGUCAACCUCUGUGUGCGGUGUUGUCUGGGCUCACUGUGUGUCUGCUUGAUGUGCUUUUGCGUGUGUGUGUGAGAGAGAGAAACAAAAGAAACGGUGCAAACGUUUCAGGUCAGUAAUCUUCGUCCUUGUUCAGUAAAUGUUCAGUAACCGUUAAAAGCAAUGCCAAUAAACUGUGUUUUCUUAUCAAAA
Molecule: messenger RNA, 3301 nt
Organism: Carassius gibelio (silver crucian carp)
Lineage: Eukaryota; Metazoa; Chordata; Actinopteri; Cypriniformes; Cyprinidae
Exons: 11
Coding region: 1057-2778 (573 amino acids)
Source: RefSeq, a predicted model, not a curated record